Messenger RNA from Lagopus muta (rock ptarmigan), 1613 nucleotides. RefSeq names its product mex-3 RNA binding family member A (gene MEX3A). Lineage: Eukaryota; Metazoa; Chordata; Aves; Galliformes; Phasianidae. The transcript has 2 exons. The record is from RefSeq and is a predicted model, not a curated record. Bases 18 to 1604 code for a protein of 528 amino acids. Gene Ontology annotation, molecular function: RNA binding.
CCAGCUCUUUGUGAGCCAUGCCGAGCCUGCUCGUCCCAGGGAUAAUGGAAAGGAACGGCGGCUUCGGCGAUUUAGGCUGUUUCGGUGGGAGCGGCAAAGACAGAGCUCUGCUGGAAGAUGACCGGGCGCUGCAGCUCGCCCUGGACCAGCUCUGCCUGCUGGGGCUCGGAGAGCCUUCCUCCUCCUCCUCUUCCUCCGCCGCGGUGUUGGUGGAGGACAGCAACAACAACAACAAUAACCCUCCGCCGCCUCCUCCUCCGCAGCAGCCGCCGCCGCCGAACCCACCGCCGCCGCCGCAGCCGCAGCAGCAGCCGCCGCCGCCGCCUCCGCCUCCCCCGGCCCCGAAGGGUCCGUCGGCCGCGGGCGGAGGGGCGGCGGAACCCAAGUUGUGCGCGCUGUACAAAGAGGCCGAGCUGCGGUUGAAAAGCAGCUCCAACACCACCGAGUGCGUGCCCGUGCCCAGCUCCGAGCACGUGGCCGAGAUCGUGGGGCGCCAAGGCUGCAAGAUCAAAGCUCUGCGGGCCAAGACCAACACGUACAUCAAGACGCCGGUGCGGGGCGAGGAGCCGGUGUUCAUGGUGACGGGGCGGCGCGAGGACGUGGCUAUGGCACGGAGGGAGAUCAUCUCGGCGGCCGAGCACUUCUCCAUGAUCCGAGCGUCGCGCAACAAGGCCGGCACCACAUUCGGCAGCGCGCCCACCCUGCCGGGCCAGGUCACCAUCCGGGUUCGCGUCCCCUACCGCGUGGUGGGGUUGGUGGUGGGCCCGAAAGGAGCCACCAUCAAGAGGAUCCAGCAGCAAACCAACACCUACAUCAUCACGCCCAGCCGGGACCGAGAUCCCGUCUUUGAGAUCACCGGCGCGCCGGGCAACGUGGAGCGCGCGCGGGAGGAGAUCGAGACCCACAUCGCCGUGAGGACGGGCAAGAUCUUGGAGUACAACAACGAGAACGACUUCCUGUCCAGCAGCCCCGACUCCAGCAUGGAGAACCGCUACUCGGAGGCCUGGCGGGUGCACACGCCGGCGCCGGGCUGCAAGCCGCUCUCCACCUUCCGGCAGAACAGCCUGGGCUGCAUCGGGGACUGCGCGGUGGAUCCGGUCUACGAGACGCCGCGGCUGAACGACCAAAACGACUUCAAUUACGGUUACCUCUUCCCCAACUACGGCGUCAACAAGCAAGAUCUGUACUACGGCGUGCCGGAGUCGGGCGCCCCGAUGUGGGCCGGGCAGGAGAACGCCAACCCGGUCUCGGUGCUCUUCUCCAAGCAGCAGCGCUCCAGCAGCACCGGCGCCAUCCACCCCAACUCCCACCGCUCGCCGUCCUCCUCCAUCCAGGAGCCCAACCUCUCCGCUCUCCCUCGGCGGUCCCAGGGGGAGCCGCUCCAGGGCUUUUCCAAACUGGGGAGCACCGCCGCUGCCCGGACGUCCGUCUCCAGCAGCCGCGAGUGCAUGGUGUGUUUCGAGAGCGAAGUGACGGCGGCGCUGGUGCCGUGCGGCCAUAACCUCUUCUGCAUGGAGUGCGCCGUGAGGAUCUGUGAGAGGACUGACCCCGAGUGCCCGGUGUGCCACGCUGCAGCCACUCAGGCCAUUAGAAUAUUUUCCUAAAGAGACAGA